UUCCUCAGUUGCGAAAGUCAUUGGAAUCAUGGUGGGUCUGAACCUUUUCGCGCGCGCGACGUCGCGCUCCCGCACCGCGAACGCCGGGUCCGAGAACCAGAUGCUUGCCGAGGAACCGAGCUUCUCCAAGUCGACCACUUCUUCGAAUAAGCGCCUCGAUUCGGUUUCUGACGACGACAGCGAGAACCCGCUACACAACAAGCGCCAAAAGACUGCGGCGACGACGAACCUCAUGUCUGCAUUUUCAUCCAAUCUGUUGAAGAAGAUUACGUUCAACAAGUCCAGGAGUAGCGACGAUUCUCGUCCAGAACUCGACGGCGACCGCGCGAGCGCCAUCCGAGUCGUCGAGCGGUACCCCGACGGGUGUUACGUCGCCACCAAGUAUGGUACAGCAAUUGUGCUCCAAUACCGCGAGGCCGAAAGAAUGUACGUGUUGCGCAUGGUGUACAACGCCGUUUCCUUCUUUCAUGCAUCGGCCGUCGUGCGAGAGAUCAAGUGCAUGGUUGGCGACCGCGUCAAGACGAAGUGGGGUAACGCACGACCUCUGUUUUCCUUCGUCCUCGGCAUCUUGUUGCGAUGCUCGUAGGCAUGGCGACUGUGGAGCACUACUAUGUAGACGAAGACAAGUACAGCAUCGCCCUGGACUGGCGCUGGGAUGAUGACCAUGUUUGGCGCAUGAAAGCCACGACAAAGAUGUUUGAUAUCCCGACACCGGCCAGUGCCACUCUAGCGUCGCGAGCUACCGCAGCGCGGGAACUCGUGUCCAAAACAAUCGGCGACUCGUACUCGUCCACAGCGCAGCGCAUGAGUUCUGUGUCGUCUUGGCGGCCGUCGCACUCGUCGUAUGCGUCCCUGAUGCGCCUCAACGCGUCGUCUGCGUCAACAGCCAAAGCAGUGCCUGUUUGGUCGCCUGUGUUUGGCGAAGGGAGGUUGGAAGCCAUUGCGGACAGCCAAGUUGCUCAAAUUCGGUUUCUCCGAUGUGGCGCCGUUGGGUACCUUCAACCGCGGACGUACACACCGUUGGACUUUGCAACUGGAGACCGCAUUGCAACCGUCUAUGGUGUCGGGCACGUCGUGGCUGUGUUGAUGUCGUCGGGACACUCUGGGCCCGUCUACCACAUUCAGUUGUCAUUGCACAAUUCGAUGCUGUACACGGUGAAUCCAUCGUCGAUCCUGGCGAAGAAGGUGUCUGCUGCCUCGCUCCCGUCGUCGUCGUACUCGUUCAAAUUGCCAUCCUACUCGUCCACCUUGCCCAAGUUUCACCUACCGUCGAUGCCACAAGGCGCCGUGCCGUCUGUCUUGUCUGGAGCAUCAUCCAAACGCACGGAGAAGUACAUGGUCGGCGAUGUCCUGCGCAGCCCAACUUUUGGUCUUGUCACCAUCACCGCCAUCGGUCCAUCCAACGCAUCCGAUGACGAUGUCGUGACGUGUUCGCUCGACAACUUUGGGUUGCACACAGCAACGGCAGUGUCCAGUGCAAAAUUGUACGUGGCCCUGAGCCAAAUGGAAGCGACCUUCCCGGACGGAGUCAUCCCCGCGCGGCGCACUCUCACGUCGCUCUAUGAAAAGACCAAACAAGCCGUGUACACGUCGUCCACGAUGCUGUCGUCGGCAAAUGGCGUGCUCAAAGCGCAAGCGAUGUCGGUCAAGUCGACGCUGGAGGACUUGGCCGCGUUCAAGAAAGGACCCAAGUUUGCGAUCGACCAGCGCGUGCUGUGCCCGUUGUUUGGUUCAGGCUUCGUCAUGGGCAUUCGCGACGACGGCGUAUACAUUGUAGGACUGCGUAAGCUUCGGAUCACAGCGUAUUUUGCCGAGGACGUGCUCAAGCCGUUCCCGUACGACCGCGCAACACACGUCAUUAUCGGCGACCGGUCGCUCCCUGUCCCGAUGGAAGUGUACCAAGCCACGAACAAGAUGUCUCGAAGUGCGAUCAUCCGGGAGUCGAUUGCCGCCCAAGCCCACGUCCGCGCGACAUUGAGAAAGUAGAUAAAACUGUAUAGAAUGCUGUGUUCAAAUCAAGUUGUUACCGGUGAGAAGAACCCAAUAACGCCGCCAGUUUCUCGUCGGCGACUCGACGCUCCCGCUCGUCUUCCUUGUCUCGCGAUUUGGCCGUGGAUUGCAUGAUGCGACCGAGCAGACCGACAUUGGGAGCAAUGCGGCGAGGACCUCGGGAGGACGAUGAUCGACGAGCCUCUUGUGCCGACAAAGGGGCAUCGUCGUGAAAUGCACUAUCUUCCUCUUUCCGCGGCGUUUUAGAGCUCUUCGACGAGGACGAUGGAGACCUGCUGGGGGAUAUCCGCCGACGGCGUUGUGCCGAUUCCUUGGGACUGCGGCUACGACGGCGAGACCAUCUGCGACGCUCUGGACUUGCGCUUCGGUGAUGAGUGCGGUGUCCGCUUACACUAGUCCUUCCUUCCCGCCCCCUUUCGUCCCCUGCAUUGUCGUACCCAUGUCGUCGUGGCGACCUCGAUCGCGACCUCGGCAUUCUUCGGACAGGGACGGACGCACUUAU
Messenger RNA from Aphanomyces invadans, 2512 nucleotides. RefSeq lists its product as hypothetical. Lineage: Eukaryota; Oomycota; Saprolegniomycetes; Saprolegniales; Verrucalvaceae. The record is from RefSeq and is a predicted model, not a curated record. The transcript has 3 exons. Bases 577 to 1986 code for a protein of 469 amino acids.